Molecule: messenger RNA, 2819 nt
Organism: Lampris incognitus (smalleye Pacific opah)
Lineage: Eukaryota; Metazoa; Chordata; Actinopteri; Lampriformes; Lampridae
Gene: zbtb48
Product: zinc finger and BTB domain containing 48
Exons: 10
Coding region: 126-2498 (790 amino acids)
Biological process (GO): regulation of DNA-templated transcription
Molecular function (GO): DNA-binding transcription factor activity, RNA polymerase II-specific; protein binding; RNA polymerase II cis-regulatory region sequence-specific DNA binding
Source: RefSeq, a predicted model, not a curated record
AAUUGCGUCACAUCCUCUUCCUUUACAAUUUCGAGGGGCCUACGCGAAACAAGAAAAUUCCUGCUUUAUGCUGUGAAGUUAUGUCCCUCCGCCUUGAGUAGCGUUGAUCUGCGCUAAAUUGCGACAUGCUUUCUCAGGAGACCAGCCAUGCACAGCGUGUGCUGUCCGCCCUGAACCAGCAGAGGGCAGCAGGUGGAUUUUGUGAUGCCAUGUUGAAUGUGGGCGAUGGGGUGGUAUAUUUGGCCCAUCGUAAUAUUCUUGCCUGUUUCAGCGAGCUUUUUGAAGACUCUAGAAUGCAGUCCAUACCAUGCAUGGAGAUCUGCCUUCAAGACUGUCCCAAUGAUGGCCUCGAGUUACUGUUAAACUUUGUCUACACUGGAGAGCUGAAACUGGAUCCUGUCAAUCUGGAGAAGGUGCAGCAUGCAGCCACCAGCCUGUGUGUACCAGAGGCACUUGCGCUCUGUCAGCGUUAUGUGGAAAGCUCCUCAGAAACUGUGCCUGUGAAGAGGAAAAGAGGUAGACCUAAGAAGGCAGCUGCAAACUCCAGUUUUUCAGUCAAGGAGGAAAAAGCAAUUGAAAUCACAAAAGAUGAACCCAGCUUUUGUACAGCAGCAACUGCUGCCUCCACCACAACUGCUACUACUACUUCUACUAUUACCACUACUUCUAAUACUAUUUCUACGACUACUCGCUCUGGCCGCAAAGUCCGGGGCCCCAGGAGACUGGUUGGUGAGAACUCCACCACAGACUAUACACCACCAGAGAAAACCAUUAAGUCGACCCGGCCUAUUCCAGUGGAAAAAGGACGUUGUGAUAAAGUUGUUGGGGCUCGAAGCUUAUUUCUGCCCUCAAGCGAAUCAGAGGUGACUGAGUUACAGAUUGAUUUAAGUAGCAAUGGUGUCAGUCCUGGGAAUGAAGAUGAGGAUGAUGGGGAUUUUGAGGGGCUCAAUCCAGACUCAGAGGAGGAGUAUGUCCCGAUUGCCCAGGCCAGCCCCACAGCCCCAUCAACAUCAACAACUCGGAGAUGCAAAGUCCAAAGUAAAGUGGUCAAAAAAGAGAAUGGAAAGGCCAUCAGAGGAGACCCCAAUAAAGACUCUGUGCUGUGUCCCACUUGUAACAAAACUUUCCGCAGCAAGUAUUAUCUUAAAGUCCACAACAGGCGACACACUGGUGAGAAGCCAUUUGAAUGUCAGAAGUGUGAUAAAAGAUACUUCAGAAAAGAGAAUCUCUUGGAGCAUGAGUCCAGAAACUGUGCAAGGGCACAUACAUACUCUUGCCCGACGUGUGCCUCUACAUUCAGUAGAAAACAAGAGUUACGUUUGCACAUUAUCUCCCACACAGGGGAAAUGCCCUACAAGUGUUCUUCAUGUCCUGAGCAAUUUAUGCUCAAAAGGGAUUUGACAAUUCAUAUGAUCAAAAGCCAUGGCUUUCCCAAACCACAUGCGUGCACAGAGUGCACCAAGUGUUUCCUGACCAGCACGGAGCUGCGCGUGCACGAGGCAGCCAAGCAUCGAGGCGAGAAGCCGUUUGUGUGCGAAGAGUGUGGCCACCGAGCCUCUAGCCGAAAUGGCCUACAAAUGCAUAUCAAAGCCAUUCACAGAAAUGAACGUCCAUUUGUAUGUAGCUUCUGUGGCCAUGCAUUUACCCAGAAGACAAAUCUGAACAUGCAUCUGCGUGUACACACUGGUGAGAGGCCCUACCAGUGUCAUCUCUGUGGCAAAACAUUCAGGACGCAAGCCAGUCUAGACAAACACCACCGGACACACACAGGUGAGCGUCCCUUUAGCUGCGAGUUCUGUGAGCAGCGCUUCACAGAGAAAGGCCCACUUGUCCGCCAUAUUGCCAGUAAGCACCAGGAGGGCCGCCCCCACUGUUGUCACAUAUGCGACAAAACCUUCAAAGCCAUGGAGCAGCUCCGUGUCCAUCUGCGUCGUCACAAGGGCAUGAGGAAGUUUGAAUGUAAAGACUGUGGCUACAAGUUUACCCGCCAGGUAGGCUGUGAACUACUGCAUAUCCCUGUGCUCACCCAGGACACGCAUUUAUUUGUAACUGGUAUAUACAUUUUUCUUCAGGCUCACUUGCGGCGUCACACUCUCAUCCACAAACGCACCGAAAACUACAACCCCCGACAGAGAAAGCUGAGGAACGUGAUAGUGCAGGAAGAGGAGAAAGGCCAGAGUGAGAGUGGAGUGACUGUAACAUCUGGGGCAUCACAGGUCACCGAAGAUAAAGACCUUAUUCCACAGACCCAUGCAUUUCAGGAAGCCCCGAACCCAACGCCCAUCUCUGGUCCUAGUCUUGAUCCCAGUAACACAGUCAAGGUGACGAUCCAGACUGGUGAGGCGGUGAUGGAGGGGAUUGUGUCCAGCCAGAACCAGGGGCACAGCCAGGCAGCGGGGGACUUCAUGAUGUCAGAUGUCUUGCAGCAGACCCAUCUUGUCACUGAGGGGUAUGAAUCCACGAUGGUUGUGGACAGUAUAUCAGAGAGCAAAACCUGAAGACUAAAAAGCUAGUCAGCAUGUGAAGCUCACUCAGAGAUAAGGUGACAUUAUAGUUGCAAUAUCCCCCAAAGGAUUUUUACCCAUUAUGCAAGAGAUGGUAAAGCACAGCCUAUAACGUUGGGCCUUAAGUGAUGAUCAGAAGACAGGAAAAUUGAUAGACAACUCAACCUCGGUUAUAACGCUCAUACUUUUAUUGGUGAAGUGAAAUGCAUGCCUAUGAGGGUUGUUCUUUGUAUAAUUGUAUUGACUUUUUUUUGUUUUAUUAAGCCACCUUUUAUCAAUGUGCAUACUGUGAGCGGACUUGGGAAAAUUGGUAUU